Molecule: messenger RNA, 1005 nt
Organism: Fusarium oxysporum Fo47
Lineage: Eukaryota; Fungi; Ascomycota; Sordariomycetes; Hypocreales; Nectriaceae
Product: ankyrin repeat-containing domain protein
Exons: 1
Coding region: 1-1005 (334 amino acids)
Biological process (GO): innate immune response
Cellular component (GO): cytoplasm
Molecular function (GO): protein binding
Source: RefSeq, a predicted model, not a curated record
AUGGACGACGACUCAUGCGCGAAAUGUGAAGAAAAGCCCGGCGAUGUCCGAUGCUCCUGCGGUGAACGCUUUUGCGAAUAUUGCUUCUCUAAUAAACACCUCCCGCGCAACCCAACUCACAAACGUGUCGAAGCGAAGAGGACUCCCAAUACGGUGGAAAGCUUAGUUGCAGCUGCAAAGAAGAACGACUCCACCACAGUAGCUGAUCUACUUGAUCGGAAUGUUCAAAUCGAUGGUAAACAUGGCGGGUGGACGGCCCUUGGAUAUGCGGCAUAUAGCGGGCAUCUGGACACCGUCCGCGUCCUUCUCCUUCGUGGUGCUGAUAUGGAUAUUCGUAUGGAUGUUGGGUUCGGUGUUCUUCCCGGUGACGGAAGUGCUAUUAAUUGGGCAGCAUGCGGCGGGUACCUCGAUGUUGUCAAGCUACUUCUAGAGAGAGGUGCGAAAGCUAAUAUCUGUGCGACAAGACCGGUAUUCCUUGGCACUGGGGGGACGCCGAUUACUAUGGCUGCUGGCAAAGACCGUCUCGAGGUUGUUCAGUAUCUCCUUGACAAGGGUUGUGAUGAUUGUUCCUCUGAUGUUCCUGGCUGGGAUGCCUUGAUCAUCGCGUGUGAACGAGGACAGCUCAACACCAUCAAAUACCUUGUCGAAGACAGAGGCUUGAAUGUAAACAGGGUCGGCAACAAUGGAGUUACGACUCUUAUCACAGCGGCUCAGAGUCAGCAAACCGCUGUCAUGGAGUACUUGAUCAAGUGCGGGGCCCACAUAGACGCGGUUGACAAUGAUGGGACUACGGCGUUACUUCAUGCUGUGAUGAAGAAAAGGGUCGGCUCAGUAGAGUGGCUGGUGAAGCGUGGUGCGGAUGCAAGGAAGAAGAACAAGAAAGGAGACUCGCCAUUGAACCUGGCUAGGGAGGAGUUGCAGAAAAAUGCCGAUGAUAAGAAUGCGGCAACUUUGGUCAAGUGGCUUGAGGUGCCCAUGAAUGUUGCCUUCCAGAUAAAGGCUUAG